UCGACCUGAUUCAGAAGGGCUAUACUACGAUUACGUAUUCACCACGCGUCCCUCUCACCUACUGAUACUCUCGAGUGCCGGACUAGAGGAAAUUGGAUAGACUACUCCAAGUGUCACCCAACAAAAAGGGCAACUUUCAGAAAGCAGAGGCAACACCCAGGACAUCUAUAUCUACGUGCUUCAGCUGAGAUUGCACAAGUUCUUCGUCACCGGAUCCUGUACCAUUGUCUCCGCCACGUGUACAAUUAAGAAGCCCUUAUGAACAGAUUGGACACUUGAAGACGUAUUCGACGUAGACGUGCUUCCCAGAUUGCCAUUUAAAGUGACUGUCACGUGAUUGCAUGGAUUUGUUUCAUCCUAUGAUGUCAAUAUGAAUCUCUAGGAUUGCGGUUUCAUUUGAAGCCGACUAACUGCAACCGCAAUAAGGUUUAACAAAAAUGGAACACUCUUGUCAGGUUUCAAAGGAUUUCAUUACAUGCACUUUUUAAAUGUGCAUACAAUCACGUACGCGCAUAACCGAUUGAUCAAAGAGGAGAAAUUUCAUACUAGUUUGACAUCGAUGGAGGAUUGUCUGUCAACCUUAAGAUGAGUGGAAAGAAUGAGCCAAGAGCGACUCCACUAGAGAGCACCUUAACAAGAUUCUGUUUUAGAGAGCUCUCAUGGUCGCUAGCACGAGGACUAGCAUUAGGUCUUACAUAAAUAUUUUUCUUACUGCGAGACCUAAAAGAGGAAGGACACAUGGAGCCGUCCAAGAGCUCCAGAAUCUCACAAAGUACAAUCGAAAAGCACACCGUUUCAUUCCUCACACGCUGUACUGUCCUAGCCUUAUCAGUAGUAUGGAUCUUCGUAAGUAUACCCAUACUUGUCGUCGUCUUGGUGAUAGUGGUGAUCGCCUGGAUGGUAUACCGUCUCAAUUCAUGUUGUUCUCACAUCUUCGGAAGCUGUCCAGAGUUUCUUACUACGACAGAACUCUUCUGGCUCCUCACAAGCAAAGACUCACCAUCGAUUCUACAGUGCCUUAUCAAACUUGAUAGUUAUGUCACGGUAAACUCAGUGCGCGACGUCAUAUCCAACAGAAUUUCGAAUCCAAACACCGCAGGUUCGGAUUCCUUUCUGCGGCUUCAGAAACGGUUAGUGAGGACGUGGGUGUCUUGUGCUUGGUACCGGGACAACGAUUUCUCCUUGGAGAAUCAUGUGACUGAAUUGGCUGGGAAGUUUAAGUCUGAGGUAGACGUCGAAACGCAUAUCGCCCUCAUGGCUGAUAAGGAAUUUGAAUCCGAAAGGCCACUCUGGAAUAUCCAAUUGCUUCAGUGUGGUUGGGAGAACAGGACCUAUCUUCUUGUGCGUGUGCAUCCGUGUUUCGCCAAUGGAAAUGCCUUUCUUGAUCUUCUGUGUCAGCCUGUAACAGAGAGUGUCCAUUCGCGCAAACCGCCAGAAGAACAGAACUCGUCGCAUCCUUUAUUGAGCAUCAUCAGUGCUGUGCUCUUUGGACCUUUACUCAUAGCAUAUUUCAAAUUAUCCUCCAGAAGCAACUCACCCAAUGUCUUUCCCGGAAUGAGUCCUAGCGGUAAACAUGCAAUCGCUUGGUCUCGUCCCGUCAACUUUCAGCAGGUCCUCGAAAGUAGAGUUGUAGCGAACUGCCACAUAUCGGACUUCGCGUUAUGUGCCGCUGCGGGUACCGUACGUUCCAUCUUGCCACAUGCUACCCUGCAGCAAGGCUCAGAGACCUUCAUGACCAAUCUUCUGUAUAGCUUCCAAAGAUGCAGUGACGCUUGUGUCAUCAGUUGUACACCGGAAGUGCCUUUGGAUGCGCAAUUCGCCACAAUCCCUGUGCAGUUGCCGUUGCGCACAGAAGGAAUCAUCCCAAGACUGUGGGACACCCUACGCACCACCAGAACUCUACAGCAAUACUGCGCUCAGUCCAUCUCCUGCGGCGUCCUCCAGAUCCUGACACUUCUCAUUCCAUCCAGGUUCUCAGCUCUCUGGCUCUCAAAGACACUCGCUAGUGGUCAGUGCCUGGUCAGUCAUUUCCAAUCAUCACAGACGACCAUGUCCUUGGCCGGAGCCACAGUGUUAAGCAUUGUCCAGUGGUUUCCACCAGGGAGAAAUUCUUUCAUGAGUUUUUCGGUGCAGAUCUAUAACAAUGAACUUCGCGUCGGUGUAGUUGUCGACACAUGCUUGUAUGCGAAGGCCAAUACCAUGGCCGAACAAUUUGCAACUGAGAUCGACACACUCAUCACCUUUUGGCGCACCGCCGGGUCCUUCGGAAACAUCGACACAAAAAGAGGGAAGAGUUUGAAGACAUCGAUGAAUUUGAUGACUACCUCGAUCAGGAGAACGACCAGGAUGUGACAUUCGACGAUGAGAUCUGCCGACCCUGCUGGUCCCAGCGAGGCUCCGACAUCACCCAAGACGAGAACGACCAACCC
Messenger RNA from Strongylocentrotus purpuratus (purple sea urchin), 2429 nucleotides. RefSeq lists its product as uncharacterized. Lineage: Eukaryota; Metazoa; Echinodermata; Echinoidea; Camarodonta; Strongylocentrotidae. The record is from RefSeq and is a predicted model, not a curated record. The transcript has 4 exons. The coding region runs from base 739 to 2352 and encodes 537 amino acids. Gene Ontology annotation, cellular component: plasma membrane. Gene Ontology annotation, molecular function: long-chain-alcohol O-fatty-acyltransferase activity; diacylglycerol O-acyltransferase activity. Gene Ontology annotation, biological process: triglyceride biosynthetic process.